GUGAAUGGCAGCGAGCGGACAGGCAAGCGACGGAGCAAGCAGGCAAUCAUGAUACCAAGAACGCCGACCAGCAUGCAAGCGGGGAGGUCGGGGAGAACGCUGUCAGAAAAGCAGAAUUAAUGGUAGCCGCUCGCGCAUGACGGCGCGCAAAAAGGCAAGCGAUCGCCUCCCUUGCAUGCAAGCAAGCUGUCAUGGGCCUCAGUCGACGGGCCAGCCAUACUGUAAUCAGCUACAGCGCUGCGAUCAGCGCGUGCGAGAGGGGUGGGCAGUGGCAGCAGGCUCUAUCGUUGCUCAGCGAGAUGCGGGAGGCCAUGGUGGAGCUUGACGUCAUUAUCUGCAGCGCUGGGAUCAGCGCGUGCGAGAAGGGCGAGCAGUGGCAGCGGGCUCUAUCGUUGCUCAGCGAGACGCGGGAGGCGAAGGUGGAACCCGAUGUCAUCAUCUGCAGCGCUGGGAUCAGUGCGUGCGCGAAAGGCGAGCGGUGGCAGCAGGCCCUAUCGCUGCUCAGCGGGAUGUCAAAAGUGAGCUUGGAGUCAAACGUUAUGAGCUACAGCGCUGCGCUCAGCGCGUGCGCGAAAGGUGAGCAGUGGCAGCGGGCUCUAUCGCUCCUCAGCGAGAUGCGGCGAGUGAAGUUGGAGCCAACUGUCAUCAGCUACGGCGCUGGGAUCAGCGCGUGUGCGAAAGGCGAGCAGUGGCAGCGGGCGCUAUCACUCCUCAGCGAAAUGCGGAGAGCGAGGUUGGAAUCAGAUGUCGUCAGCUACAGCGAUGCCAUCAGCGCGUGCGCGAAAGGCGAGCAGUGGCAGCGGGCGCUAUCGCUGGUCAGUGAGAUGUGGAAAUUGAGGUUGAAGCCAAAUGUAAUCAGCUACAGUGCUGGGAUCAGCGCGUGCGAGAAGGGCGAGCAGUGGCAGCGGGCUCUAUCGUUGCUCGGCGAGAUCUGGGAGGCGAAGGUGGAGCCCGACGUCAUCAUCUGCAGUGCUGGGAUCAGCGCGUGCGCGAAAGGCGAGCAGUGGCAGCGGGCUCUAUCGCUGCUCAGCGGGAUGUGGGAGGCGAGGAUGAAACCUGAUGCCAUCAGCUAUGUCGCUGGGAUCACGGCGUGUCACAAGCCUGGGCAGUGGCAGCAAGCUCUGUCGCUGCUCGGUGGGAUGUGGGAAGGGAGGCUGGAACCAACUGUCACCUCAGCUACAACGCCGGAAUCACUGCGUGCGAGAAUGGAGAGCAGUGGCAGCAUGCAUUGGCGUUGUUGAGAGAGAUGAGGGAAGUAAAGCUGGAGCCCAACGUCAUCAGCUGCAGCGCUGGGAUCAGCGCGUGCGAGAAGGGCGAGCAGUGGCAGCGGGCACUGGCGCUGCUGAGCGAGAUGCGGGAGGCGAAGCUGGAGCCCAACGUCAUCAGCUUCAGCGCUGGGAUUAGCGCGUGCGAGAAGGGCGAGCAGUGGCAGCGGGCACUGGCCCUGCUGAGCGAGAUGCGGGAGGCGAAGCUGGAACCAGACGUCAUCAUGAGCUACAGCGCUGGGAUCAGCGCGUGCGAGAAGGGCGUGCAGUGGCAGCGGGCGCUGUCGCUGCUCCGGGAGAUUGGGGGGGCGAAGCUGGAGCCCGACGUCAUCACUUACAGCGCUGGGAUUAGCGCGUGCGAGAAGGGCGAGCAGUGGCAGCGGGCACUGGCGCUGCUGAGCGAGAUGCGGGAGGCGAAGCUCGAGCCCGGCGUCAUGAGCUACAGCGCCGGGAUCAGCGCGUGCGAGAAGGGCGAGCAGUGGCAGCAGGCGUUGGCGCUGCUCCGCGAGAUGCAGGAGGCGCUGGAGCCUGACGUCGUCAGCUACAGCGCGGGGAUCAGCGCGUGCGGGAAGAGCGGGCAGUGGCAGCGGGCACUUGCGCUGCUCAGCGGGAUGUGCGAGGCGAAGCUCGAGCCCAACGACAUCAGCUGCUGCGCUGGGAUCCUCGCGUGCGAGAGAGGCGGGGAGUGGCAGCGGGCUCUGGCAUUACUGGCUGAGGCGCGGGAGGCGAAGCUCGAGCCCUCUGCCAUGCAUCCCACAACGCCAGCGUUAAGUCGGGCAUGUCCCUCGACGGGAGGA
Prorocentrum cordatum is the source of this 2062-nucleotide messenger RNA. The record is from the annotation of a GenBank genome assembly. Lineage: Eukaryota; Dinophyceae; Prorocentrales; Prorocentraceae.